AUGUUUAUGGCAAGAUCUGAAUACGACCGAGGAAUCAACACCUUCUCCCCAGAAGGCCGCCUCUUCCAAGUCGAAUACUCCCUCGAGGCAAUCAAGCUCGGCUCCACGGCCAUCGGCGUCGCCACUGCAGAGGGCGUCGUCCUCGGCGUCGAGAAGCGCGUCACCUCGACCCUGCUCGAGACGUCCUCCGUCGAGAAGAUCGUCGAGAUUGACCGCCACAUUGGCUGCGCUAUGUCCGGCCUCCAGGCCGACGCCCGCUCCAUGGUCGAGCACGCCCGCGUAGAGUCCCAGUCUCACUCCUUCAACUACAACGAGCCCCUCCGCGUCGAGUCGUGCACCCAGGCCAUCUGCGACCUCGCCCUUCGCUUCGGCGAGGGCGCCGAGGGCGAGGAGACCAUCAUGUCCCGCCCCUUUGGCGUCGCCCUCCUCAUCGCCGGCUACGACGAGGACGGCCCCCAGCUCUUCCACGCUGAGCCUAGUGGUACCUUUUACCGCUACGACGCCAAGGCCAUCGGUUCCGGCUCCGAGGGUGCGCAGGCUGAGUUGCAGAACGAGUACCACAAGUCCCUGUCAAUUACGGAUGCCGAGACAUUGGUGCUCAAGACGCUCAAGCAGGUCAUGGAGGAGAAGCUCGAUUCGAAAAACGUCCAGCUCGCAAGCGUAACGAAGGAGAAGGGCUUCAGAAUAUACACAGACGAGGAGAUGGCCGCUGUGGUGGAGAGGCUGCCUGCGAACUAA
This is a messenger RNA of Colletotrichum godetiae, 738 nucleotides long. RefSeq names its product proteasome A-type and B-type. Gene Ontology annotation, biological process: proteasome-mediated ubiquitin-dependent protein catabolic process. The transcript has 3 exons. The coding region runs from base 1 to 738 and encodes 245 amino acids. Lineage: Eukaryota; Fungi; Ascomycota; Sordariomycetes; Glomerellales; Glomerellaceae. Gene Ontology annotation, cellular component: nucleus; proteasome core complex, alpha-subunit complex; proteasome core complex. The record is from RefSeq and is a predicted model, not a curated record.